This is a messenger RNA of Fragaria vesca subsp. vesca, 1287 nucleotides long. RefSeq names its product putative F-box/kelch-repeat protein At4g22430-like. The coding region runs from base 1 to 1287 and encodes 428 amino acids. NCBI's taxonomy places the organism in Eukaryota, Viridiplantae, Streptophyta, Magnoliopsida, Rosales, Rosaceae. The record is from RefSeq and is a predicted model, not a curated record. The transcript has a single exon. Gene Ontology annotation, molecular function: protein binding.
AUGAGAGGUGGUGAUAGGACCAAAAGAAUCUGCUUUAGAAAAUCCCAGUCGACCUUGGGAGCAGCACAACUGGUGAAUAUUGAAAUUGAAGAUCUCCCGGAUGUUGUGCUGGUUGAAAUUCUUUGCCGGCUUCCAUGCUAUAAGUUUGUUUCAAAAUGCAAGCGCGUGUCCAAGCGUUGGUGCAAUGUCAUGGCCGGUCCUUAUUUUCUUCGCCGCUUUCUACGUCUCCAGAGUGAUCGUGACCAAACACCAAUAAUUCAUACUCUCGUAAGUAGCAGAGGGGAGGAGUUCCUUAGUAGAAUGUCAUCGUCCACCAUGCCACUAGCUCUGUUGUUUAAGAGACUCAUGAGUGUCCACCAUUUGGAAAAAGAGCCGAGAGUAGUAGCUACCUAUAAUGACUUAGUUUUGUGCUGUAAACAGUCGGGCUUUUAUCAACGUGAUUACUACAUCUGCAAUCCGAGCACAAUUCAGUGGGUUGUUGUUCCUCCCCCUCCUCGAGUUUACGAGUAUACACCAGUGGGAUUCAUGUGUGAUCUUCCUUACUAUAACUGUACGAAAGAUGAUCAGGGAGGAAGUUUCGUUCAGGUUAAUGCUGAGUAUAGGUGCAGGAUAGUGAGAUUAGUUCUUCCUCCUAACAAAUCUGUCCGCAAACUCAAAGUGCAAAUCUUCUCCUCUGAUACCGGUGAAUGGAUAACGUCAACUAUAUCAAUACCAUCAGGCUUUAUAUGUGACACCGUCCCUAUAGAAAGGAGCUUCACUUACAAUGGCUUGCUGUAUUUUGUGGGUGAUGAACCUGGUGAUCAAAACUUUCUAUUGGGGUUGGACCCAUUCAUGAUUGACAAUAGUGUCAUUGCUCACUAUCGUUUCAUUCGAUUUGAUGAUCCAGAAAAGUCUUUUGUACUUCGGUACUUUGGUGAAUACAGAGGGUGUCUACACAUGUGCGACUAUCAUACCUUUACUUUUUUUGUUCGGAAGUUGAAAGAAGAAGAAUUAUGUGGAGGAGCUGACCAAUUAUGUUUGGAAGGUAUAAAGGAUUAUUCAAUGGACUUAAGAAUGGUUCCGGGAUAUGAUGGAAUUCAAUUACUAUUUUUAGAUCCCAAUAACGAGGAUGUUAUAUAUCUGUACAUAGGCAAAGAUGUUUUCAGGUACAACAUUCGAACAAGAGAUUGGUCAAUGGUGGGUGAGAACGUUCUCUCUUUUGUUCAAUUUCCAGUUGUGCUCCCAUGGUGGCCAACUCCAGUGCCUAGACUACUACAACACGCCCAACCUGCGGGAAUAAAUAUCUGA